UUUCCCAAAAUCGAUUCCCCCCAUCCCCAGAAAUCUUUCUUUUUUCCCCAUUUUAUUUUUCCCAAAUCAUCUCUCCCCUACCCCGAUUCCCUUUAUUUUUCCCCCCUAUUUCCCCAAAUUGGCAGCCCUCUGCAUCUCCUCAAAGGGUACAGAUUCUUCUUCUCUUAUAGUUAAAAAGCUGUCAUUUUUCAACCAAAUCCAAACCCUAAACUGCGUCUCUCCCAAUUUCUUCUUCACUUUGAGGUUUUCUUGUAAGAGUUUAUAGAGAGGUGAGACCAAGUAAUUAUGGGUUACAACAGAGAAACCAAAGUAACGAAAAAGGUGGAUAUAGGUGGGAUCUUGGGUAACCGAGAUUCGAAGCUAGGCAAAUCAAGCAUACCCAGGAGACGACAAUGGGUUAAAAGAAGAGAAACAUGGGUGGUUAUACUUGGUGUCAUCCUCCAUGCCGUUUACAUGUUAAGCAUUUUCGACAUCUACUUCAAGACCCCAAUUGUUCAUGGCAUGGAUCUUGUCUCCCAUCGCUUCUCUCCUCCUGCUAAACGCCUUGUUCUUCUUGUUGCUCCAAAAUGAUAUGCAGUGUCCACAAGAGUCGGAUUUGUCAUUCCAAUUAGCCAAAGAAACACUGGAUACAAUGCUGAAGUCUGUGUACAGUAUAAGAGAUCAGUUGUUGAAUAUGGGUGAGACAUAAAAUGGACUUUUCUGCCUGGAAAUCAAUGUAAUGUAAUUUACCGUUUGUACGCAUAAAAUGGUGCAGGCAAACUACUUCCCUCAAAAUCAACUGCUUUUUUUUUUUUAAAAAUAACCUGCAUAUGUGAAGAAAGCAGCGGAUCAUGUUGCGUUGACUUUUCAUUUUCCCCUAAACUUUAAACUCUCCGUCAAACAACCGGUUAACUGCUGGAAUCUUGCGGUUGCUCAAGCUUGAAAAGUCACUUGGCAAAGAAGCCAUGAAUAAAUUUAGCAACCUCGGAAUCGAGGGUUUCGAAAAGAUUUUCUCAUCUGAUAAGCUCAGUCAAGGCAGCAAGCUUCAAAGUAUCACAACAUUGGCUUUGCUUGCGGAGGCAGUUUCAGAUUCACAAGCCAAGUGUGCCGCUCUCAUCACUGAAUCAUCUAAUUCAGAGUCUUCCCAGGCUGGUGCUUCUUUGGAAUCUCUUGCUAAGGGUACUAAGAACUCAAUGGGCUUGUCAACAAUUGCACUGAAUUGCACAGAAGGUGAACGGUUGUAGUAGAAGAUCUCAUGGGAAUUUAGUUUAAUUGAUGAAUGCUACUGUGGUAUAACAGCAAAAAUUGUGAGAGUGGAGGUGGGGGAAAGAAGAUGAAAGCAAAAAGGGAACUUGGUGAUAGUGUAGACGGGGAACGAGACUUAAAAUGGCAGAGGGUUGUGGAUUCACCAUCUUCACCUCCUGAAGAGUCACUUGUGCCUUAUAAUGACGAUGAAGAUGAUGAAGGAGAAAAUUGAAUCACAUAGGCAGCAGAGAAGAAGAUGGUCAUAGAGUUGAAAGUGAAGAAGAAGAUGAAGAUGAUCCAUAUGGGCUAGGAUCAACUCCAGGGAGGUCAAAUCACCAUUUUAGUAUAUAAAUUUUCAAGUUUAUUACUGUGCAUUUUGAACUUGUGCAUUUUUUUUUUGCAAUCAAUUAGUUGCACUAUUUGAACUUGUAAUUUUGCUAUUUAAAUAUUAACAUGAUUUUUAAAUAUUUUAACUAAAAAAUUAAUUUA
Molecule: messenger RNA, 1713 nt
Organism: Gossypium raimondii (Peruvian cotton)
Lineage: Eukaryota; Viridiplantae; Streptophyta; Magnoliopsida; Malvales; Malvaceae
Exons: 7
Coding region: 945-1223 (92 amino acids)
Source: RefSeq, a predicted model, not a curated record